CAUCUCUAGUAUAGUUUAUGGUAAGUAAACUAUCUAUAUAAACUAUCACAUGAUCAGAAUACUUACCAAAAUGGCUACAGGUAAAGUAUUUGGUGGAUAUGCCUAUAAGUUUGUUGAUGGUGAGCCUAGCGAUGAAUUAAAAUGCGGCAUUUGUACACUUGUACUACGUGAUCCUCAUCAAGUUACCUGCUGCUUCAACAGGUUUUGUAAAAGCUGCAUAGACCAAAUAGAAGGCAAAAGGUGUCCUUUAUGUCAAAAGCCAACCAACUGCUUCAAAGAUGGCGGAAUCAAUCGUGAGAUCAUAGCUCUUAAAAUUCACUGUACUAACAGUAAGAAGGGUUGUGAGUGGCAAGGAACUAUUAAUGAAACUGGUACGUCAAUUGAUACUCAUCUUAAUAGUUGUAUCUAUCAACCGGUACCUUGUACUAAUAAGUGCGGAGAGAAGAUUAGUAGAAAUUCACUGGAGACACAUCUCAAAGACAACUGUACUAAACGUACGGUUAGAUGCCAGUACUGCAAACAAAGAGGCACACACCAGCUGAUAACAAGUAGACGCCAUCUUGAUGAGUGUCCUGACCUCCCAACCCAAUGCAGCAACAGAGGCUGCAAUGAGAAGAUACCACGACGUUCACUAGCAUCACACAACGAGACCUGCCUUAAAGCUAUCAUACAAUGUGAAUACAAUACUGUUGGAUGUAACAAGGUAAUGAAGAGAGAAGAACAAGAGAAGCACAAUGAAGAAUCAAUGAAAGUACAUCUAAAAUUGACAAAGGAACAACUGGAAUCAACAAAUAAGCAACUAAAAGUGGCAACAAGGACAAUAAACUCGCUGCAAAAUCAAUCAAUAGCAUCAAAAGAAGUAAUUAAGAUAAGCCAAUUUGCUAAGCUUAAGAGGAAUAAAGAAAAUGAGGAUUGGUACAGCCCAGGGUUCUACACAUCACCAGGAGGAUACAAGAUGUUACUACGUGUCUAUCCUAAUGGUCUUUGUACUGGUAAAGGUACAGGUACACAUAUCUCUUGCUUCAUGUGUCUUGAGAUAGGAGAAUAUGAUGAUACAUUGGAGUGGCCGUUUCGAGGAGAAGUUACAGUAGAGCUACUGAAUCAACUGGGGGAUAGGAAUCAUAAGAAGGGUAUCAUAUCAUUUGAUGAAUCAACACCAGAGAAAUACAGGCAAAGAGUGAGGGAAGAGAGAAGUAUUGCAGGUGGAUGGGGUAUUGCAGAAUUUAUCUCACAUGACCAGUUAAAGUAUAAUCCAAUUACUAAUUGUGUGUAUCUUAAAGAUGAUAGUCUGUACUUCAGAGUCAGUGUAAAGGCUACAUCAAGGACAAAGCCAUGGCUAGUGUGAGCAUUUUGAAAACAAUGCUAAAACCAAUUUAAACUAACAAGUAGUAUAAUAAAAAUUACUUUACAGUUAGAUUGAAUGUGCAAUUUACUUAAAUUAUCAUUAUUUUAUUGUGUUGUGCAUUGUUGCUGCCUGCUGAUUAAUUGAAAUUGAUUAAACUU
This is a messenger RNA of Amphimedon queenslandica, 1503 nucleotides long. Its product is annotated as TNF receptor-associated factor 5-like. Gene Ontology annotation, biological process: regulation of canonical NF-kappaB signal transduction; regulation of apoptotic process; signal transduction. Gene Ontology annotation, cellular component: plasma membrane signaling receptor complex. NCBI's taxonomy places the organism in Eukaryota, Metazoa, Porifera, Demospongiae, Haplosclerida, Niphatidae. Bases 50 to 1345 code for a protein of 431 amino acids. Gene Ontology annotation, molecular function: protein binding; zinc ion binding. The transcript has a single exon. The record is from RefSeq and is a predicted model, not a curated record.